GGACCAGUCAUAUAGACUCAUGUCUUAGCUAUACAUGUUGCUGUCAGUAGGCAAUAAUGCUUGCAUCUGCGCACAUUUUUCCAGAUUGAAUUACGUGUAAUUGGGAUCAUUGGUUAAUUCGUCCCCAUUUGGUUAUUUAGUUUUUGAGGUUUUAAAAUCUCCUUGUCGGAUAUGCGAGUACGAUUUAUUUCCCAUUGGGCCUUUGCCUGGUCUUUGAUCGGUUUUUCAAAUGCGCUCGCAGUAAGGAUUUUGACAGAAUCACAUUCAAACAAUUCAUACUUUUGCCUCCGGACGAACUCCACUGACGAAGGACACACGCGCCUCACAUUCUUACGAAAUGCCAUGGAUGGAAGCUAUUCCUUACUUACAUAUACGAGUGUAUGGUCUUUGGAGACCAGGCAGCUUUUAGAAUGUGCGAUUGAUAACAAUCCAGUAGUUGCUGGAACUUAUUUAUCUCGUUGCGCCGAACACUUGGAGAGCCACGUGGAAUUCAGUUUUAAUUUCAGCUUGUUGUUGAACCCGGACGGCCCUUGCGAGUUGAAUCCAACUGUCGAAUUGAACUUUCCAAUAAGUGACCGAUCUCAGCAUCGCAAUAAUGUGGACAUAAAAUCCCGUAAGAAACGCGCUUGGGUAUUUCCAGGCACGCUGUGGUGUGGCAGAGGAAGCAAAGCCAGUGGUUAUGAACAGUUGGGAAUGUUUGAGCGAGCAGACCAUUGCUGCCGCGAACACGACCACUGCAGAAACACCAUUCACGCCUUCACGGUAAACUACGGAGUGUUCAACACCAACUUCUACACUGUCUCACACUGUGAAUGUGACCACAGUUUCCGUCAGUGUCUUGUGAGGGUGAACGACACCAUCUCCAACAUGGUGGGUUACAGCUUCUUCAACAUCCUCAGGGUACCCUGCUUCGAGCUCACCCAGAGAAGACGUUGUGUGAAGCUGAACUGGUGGGGAAUGUGCAAGAUAGCUAAGGUGGCCCCAUACGCCGUCUUCAAAAAGCCCUCCCCUUUCAACAUCACCCAAAUCCCAGAUCAACAAGCCGCCUCCCACAAGCCCGCAGUCGCAGAAGGAGCUGCUUCCUCCCCAAACAGGAAGCUCCUUAAGAGGCUGAAGCCCAAGGGCCCCCCUGGGCGCUGCACCUCGCCGCGAGGAGACACCUUCCUGCCCAGACCCAAAAAAUGGAAAAAAUGCAAAAGGAGCCGGAAAAUCCCCCCGACUCGAAGCAGCGCGCUCCAGAAACGCGUGACCCAGACCGCAGAGCCCUCAACACGGACGAGAGCUGAUGACAACACACUCACUACCCGGGGAGUUGCUCCCACCACACACACGAAGACAAACAUGGCCAAAAGGGCUAGAAAGGGCAAGAAAAAUAAGUUGCCUAGAACUGAAUCCAAAACCGUCCCUUCACGGUCAGGUCAAACCAGGCCACAGGCGGCUACGCAGACUAAAAAGCAGGCAGGCUCUGCAACACUAACAACAAUGCUUCCAUUGUUCAAAUCCACACGCCAAUCAACAACCACCACAACAUUCACAGUUUCAAACCCCAAAAGCCACAAACGGACAAAGGGUUUCCGGAAACGUCACCGAUGUGGACCCAGAGCCCCUCCGCGAGGAGACAGCUUUCAGCCACGCCGCAAAGCUUGUUUACAGGACAAACCCCCCCCAACUGCCGACCGACUGUCCACGUACGCAACGGCAUUACCCUUCACGAAGAGCAGAGCAUCAACUCAGAUUAUCAUACCUUCACCUAACACAACAUCAUCCCCACCUAAGAAGACCUCAUUGACAUUACCCUUCAUGAAGAGCAGAGCAUCAACUCAGAUUAUCAUACCUUCACCUAACACAUCAUCCCCACCUAAGAAGACCUCAUUGACAUUACCCUUCAUGAAGAGCAGAGCAUCAAUUCAGAUUACAAUCCCUUCACCUAACACCACAUCAUGCCCACCUAAGAAGACCUCAUUGACACUAUGGAGGAAAAAACAUACUGAGACUGUCCCCUCCUCGAAGACCUGGGCCAAGCCUCAGAUACAAAUGACAUCAUUUCCUGUUGGGUUUAGAGAACCUCUCCAAACAACGAACUUGUCUUCACCCAGGGAGAAGACAGACCUGUUCACAACAGAGGAGUCAAUGAAGCCAGGUGAACUUUUAGUGGUGAAAAGGCAUGACAUGACAAGUAAGAUAGGCACCCACCUGCAGCGACUAAAGCUGCUGUUUGGCGUCAGGAGGAAGUGAACACUUUCUUGACCCCAGCCGGUAUGUGUACAUAUACAGAGACAAGCACUCCUUCCUGAAUGCCUGUUUGGCAUCAAGCUUAUUUCAUUUCUAGGCCCUAUGAAUGGAAGACAAGAGAUUAAUACUUCAGGGUUGUAUGUUUACCAGGUAUCAAUAAAGCCGUUGAAUAAAAUAAAAAAUUUACAUAACCUUGUAAUGCAGUUGCAUUGAAUCAUUUAUUUUUCUGGUAAGUCGGAUUGAUGUAUUAUCAAAGUGCCUUCUUACAUGCUUGGAGAUUUUGGAGUGCAAUUGUAAACAAACGU
Messenger RNA from Osmerus eperlanus (European smelt), 2537 nucleotides. Its product is annotated as mucin-2-like. The transcript has 5 exons. Bases 172 to 2235 code for a protein of 687 amino acids. The record is from RefSeq and is a predicted model, not a curated record. Gene Ontology annotation, molecular function: A2-type glycerophospholipase activity. NCBI's taxonomy places the organism in Eukaryota, Metazoa, Chordata, Actinopteri, Osmeriformes, Osmeridae. Gene Ontology annotation, biological process: arachidonate secretion; phospholipid metabolic process.